AGACUCCUGAUAUUCACAUCCUAGACUUCUUUGGAGAACCUGAUCCUGAGACUCCAGCACUAUGUCUUACCAACAGCAGCAGUGCAAGCAGCCUUGCCAGCCUCCACCUGUGUGCCCACCUCCGAAGUGCCCAGAGCCUUGUCCUCCUCCAAAGUGCCCUGAACCUUGUCCUCCUGCAAAGUGUCCAGAGCCUUGUUUUGUGCCAUGUCCCCCUCCCUCAUGCCAGCAGAAAUGCCCUCCGAUGCAAACUCCUCCCCCCUGUCAGCAAAAGUGUCCACCCAAGAGCAAGUGAGGACUUCAGCAGUCAUGAGGAUAAGGGGAAGAGAAGAGAAUCUAUUUCAUGUAGCUGCAAAGAAAUACCUUCCUUUUCCCUCCAAAGCCUUUCAUGAAUGCACAGGAAUCUUCUCCACUUUUCCCUCUGCAUGUGCCUGUGAUGACCGCUUAUACAGAAGUUUUCCUGUUUUUGCUAUCUUGAGCCUGCUGACAAUGAUCUGUCCUCAAUGAUUUGGCAUUCCAGACAGUCAGUGUGAAGUUUAGCUGUUAUCUAUCCUCUGCACUCAGGAGAUGUUUCUCCAAAUUUCUGUUACCUUAGUUGUAGUGCUGCAAUUGAAAUUCCAUUUCCUGAAUAAAUCACAAUCUGAUGAAUGG
This is a messenger RNA of Rattus norvegicus (Norway rat), 648 nucleotides long. Its product is annotated as small proline-rich protein 2D-like. The transcript has 2 exons. Gene Ontology annotation, cellular component: cornified envelope. The record is from RefSeq and is marked validated. Bases 62 to 292 code for a protein of 76 amino acids. Lineage: Eukaryota; Metazoa; Chordata; Mammalia; Rodentia; Muridae.